GUUGCUGUCAUCCCACAGCUAUCAGAUUUGGACAGCAAAUCGGUCAGAAAAAAAAACAUAAACAGUGGCCACCGAUGCCACUUGUUGUUUUUUCGUGUUCAACACCUAAUUUAAUUCACUUUUAGCUGUUUUAGUAGCUGCUUUUAGCAAUGUCCGAGGCAAAAGAAAUGCAGGAUGACGAAAGGGAAGCUCUCAUAUCGAUAUACGAAGGAGACAGUGCCUUCAAGCAGGUGAACUCCGAAACGUACCAGUACAAAUACGGUGAAGAAGGUAACAAAUCGUUUCUGCUAGAGAUCUGUUGGACGGAAAACUAUCCCAAUGAGCUGCCCAGCUUCAAUCUGGAAACAUUCUACAACAGAAAUCUCUCUCGUUCGGCGAAAGAUUCGAUUGCCUCCAUCCUAAAUGAAGAAGCGCAGCAAUGGAUUGGUUGUGGCAUGACAUACACAUUAUUUGAGUGCCUAAAGGAUAAGCUGGAUGAACUGCUGACGGAUGAAAACUGUAAUGCGGGUGAUGGUCAGCAGAUGAUCAUCGGUACCACCAACGCACGUGUGGAGGCUGAACAGUCGAAUAGCGAUUCUGAUGAAGAGGGCGUAGCGAACGAAGGGAAAGAUGGUAAGAGAGAUGCGAAACGGGAACAUCUUACCAAAGCCCAGAAACGGAAACAGUGGGACCGAGUCGAUAGCAAGGGUAACCGGCAGCGUGGCUGGAAUUGGGUUGAUAUCAUCAAACAUUUGUCGCAGACGGGAGGAAAACCAGAAUAGGGCAAUGAGAAAAGGCUGGCCUAUUUAUGCAUAGCAGUCAAUGCUAUGAACUGUGUAGCCCGUUGGAAUGGAAUAAUAUAGCUUAAUAAAGUACUGUGAACGUCAAA
Messenger RNA from Anopheles gambiae (African malaria mosquito), 868 nucleotides. RefSeq names its product RWD domain-containing protein 4. Bases 150 to 761 code for a protein of 203 amino acids. Gene Ontology annotation, molecular function: protein binding. The record is from RefSeq and is a predicted model, not a curated record. The transcript is spliced from 3 exons. NCBI's taxonomy places the organism in Eukaryota, Metazoa, Arthropoda, Insecta, Diptera, Culicidae.